AUGACCGCGGAGGUCUGCUCGGAGCUCUGCAGCGCGUACCAGUAUUACGGAACGCAGCACUCGACCGAGGUCGACGCACGGUGUGGAGGACCAGCGGGUCGGCGCUUCCUUCGACCACACUCGUUAACUGGAAAUCGUGUGCUGUUCUCUCCCGCCAGUGAUUGA
Molecule: messenger RNA, 165 nt
Organism: Ectocarpus siliculosus
Lineage: Eukaryota; Phaeophyceae; Ectocarpales; Ectocarpaceae
Source: the annotation of a GenBank genome assembly